Lingula anatina is the source of this 2164-nucleotide messenger RNA. RefSeq names its product GDP-fucose protein O-fucosyltransferase 2. Gene Ontology annotation, molecular function: peptide-O-fucosyltransferase activity. Gene Ontology annotation, biological process: protein O-linked glycosylation via fucose. The record is from RefSeq and is a predicted model, not a curated record. Lineage: Eukaryota; Metazoa; Brachiopoda; Lingulata; Lingulida; Lingulidae.
UACGUUGUGAUAGUAAAUAACACAGGUAUAUUUUUUACGACAAGAUAUCGUGCGGUAUAGGAAUGGUAUGCACAUAUUAGUUUAAUGUAAAGUUAUAUGAGGGUUAUUAAUAAUUCAACAACAAAAGGUAAUUAUUUCUCUGUGACAGAUGAUCUAAUCAAUAUUCCCUGAACUCGGUGAACAGGACCCUGUGAUGAUUAUCAACAUGGCGGUGGACGUGGCAGCUUUAAAACGGGUCCUAGGACUUUUUGUCUGUUUAUGUGUGACAAGGACCUCGUUACAACGCGAAGACGCCGAUGGAAUUGUAUAUAGUGCAGAUGGCAAAGAUACAACUGCUUUUGGUUCUGCUAAGCCAAUGAGGUUUCUCCUGUAUGAUGUUAACCCAGGCGAGGGAUUUAAUCUGCGUCGAGAUGUGUAUAUUCGUGUGGCAAACCUUGUUAAAUUCCUCAAUGAAGAUGAGCCGUGGACCCUGGUACUUCCCCCCUGGGGGAGGCUCUAUCAUUGGAAGUCUAACAUUGAUCAGAUCAAGGUGCCCUGGGGGACCUUCUUUGACCUGGAGAGCCUCGGGAGACACGUCCCCGUGAUGGAGUAUAAGGAUUUUAUUAAAAUGUCUGGAGGAGCUGUUAUUGAGGAGGUGUAUUACCUGCAGAGAUACAAGGAGGGAUGGAAAGAUGGAAAGUGGGAAGAAAGAAUGGACAUCCGUGACUGCCUGGACCAGAACUAUUAUCAUAAGGAUGAAGAAGGUGCCUGGAGAGGCUGGUUCUGGGGAUAUGAGGAGACCAAGGCCAAAAAACUCCAGUGUUUGUCAGUGCAGGCUCAGGCCAGCUCCAUGAAACCGUUUCUGAUGCACAACACCACAGCAAGGUCUGUGAUGUUUCCUAUGGCACAAACAAUCAUUCACGGCCAGUGGGACAGGUGGAGCCCUUGGUUCUGGAAUGCACGUCGCAGUAUGAGAUUUUCUAAACAGUUGCGUGAUAUAGCUGACAAGUUCCGGGAACAAGAGCUGGACUCUACGGACGAGAAGGACAGGACAGUCCUGCUGGAGGACUGGACCAAGAUGAGGAGAAAGCAUGGUGACGCGCUGGGAGGGCCGUAUCUGAGUAUUCACCUGAGGCGGAGAGAUUACCUGUAUGCCCACAAAGAAGAAGUCCCCAGUCUGUUGUAUGCAGCAGAACAGAUCAAGUCAGGCCUGGAGAAACACAAACUGAAGACUGUCUUUGUGGCCACAGACGCCCCAAAAGAAGAGUUUGAGGAGCUGAAAGGGUACCUACAGGGCUACAAAGUAGUCAAAUAUACUCCUACCAAAGAGGUUCUGGAGUCCUUUAAAGAUGGCGGUAUUGCUAUUAUAGAUCAGUGGAUAUGUGCACACGCAAGGGUUUUCAUUGGCUCCUAUGUGUCCACUUUCUCAUUCCGUAUCCAAGAGGAGCGCGAGAUUCUUGGGUUUUCCCAGGACGUGACAUAUCGCAGGUUUUGCCCAGAUGGUCAGCUGACGUGUGAACAGCCGUCCAAGUGGGUGGUGAAGUAUGACGAGGAGAACCAAGGCCGUGGAUUACAUACAGAACUGUGAUGGAAAUACUCCAUAGGUGGCAUUAAUUUGCAAGAUAGGACAACAGAACUUGCUGAAUUAUAAAACAUGAAUGGGCAUAAUAUGAUCAUAAGAAGUGGAACAAAGUGGUAACAUUCUGUAGUGUAAAAGAUUCAAUUAUAAACGUGUGGAAAAGUGUGGAAUAUUAGGUAGCUCAGGACACCGAGAUAUUUUCAUUAUUUCUUCAGCUCAGUGAUCAUAUUCUGAAGUUUUAUAUCUCAGUUUUAAACUAUCGUCUUUAAUUGGGUUGCUAGGAACCAAGGCAUUUAAAGAGACCAGGCAAGAUGUAAGAGGCAAAUUAUUGAGGUGAAACAUCCCAUCUUACUUUCUAGCCUUUCAUUUCAAUUUUCUUAAUCCUCAUUUGUCAAACACAGCACCUUAGUCAUUCAGAACACCAUCCUAUGUGUAUUUACUAGGCAUAGUUAGGUAUUUGUCUUGGCAAAUUAAAAUUGAACUUUAAUCUCACGUUGUCAUCUAUGAUGUCAACUUAAUACUUUCCCUCUUUUAAGAAUAUAAUCAUUAUAAAGUUUAUGAACUGCAACUAAUAAUAAUGAUGUCCAUAAAUAACAAACAAACAAA